This is a messenger RNA of Lachnellula hyalina, 894 nucleotides long. RefSeq lists its product as uncharacterized. The transcript is spliced from 2 exons. The record is from RefSeq and is a predicted model, not a curated record. NCBI's taxonomy places the organism in Eukaryota, Fungi, Ascomycota, Leotiomycetes, Helotiales, Lachnaceae. The coding region runs from base 1 to 894 and encodes 297 amino acids.
AUGAGUCUACAGAAGUUCGUCAACCCAGCAGGGAUAGUAGUACGUCCAAUGCUAGAUCGACCAGAAAUACACGCGAGAGAAGAAGAUUGGACGGGGAUAACAAGUACGGCAAUGCGGCGAAAGCUGCAGAAUAGAUUGAACCAGAGAGCUAAACGACGACGAGCACAAGCACGGCCACAAGAAUCGGCCGCCACUGGAGAAAUGGAAGAAGGAUAUGAUAUAUCAAUGGAAGUAACCCUAAUCCAACGAAGCGGCCGCGGCUCGAAUAUCUGCAUGGAGCCACGGAAGCGCAAAUGGGUAAUCAGCGCCAGUGAUUUCGCGUCGUUCCUGCAUCCAAAGACAACCCUAUCUCUGGAUCACAAGCUCCUUACACUCAUGCAUUUCAAUCUCGUCCGUGCGCUGACACGGAUAACGUUGCUGCUCGGCGUGGAUCCCGAUGACAUGCAUCUGGACAUCGAAUCGCCGUUCCACUCCACUGCAUCAAGCUUGUCGAUAUCCGAACUACCGCCAAGUCUCAGACCUACGGAGAUGCAGCUUACGGUGCCGCAUCACCCGGAAAUAGACAUCUUUCCGUUCCCCAGGAUUAGGGAUAAUAUGAUCGCAGCUAUCGAUGUCUUGGACGAUAUGGAGCUUUGUCAGGACAUAGCGUUUGGCGUGGAUGACCGAUCUGGCGAACGUCGGGGUGUGGACCAGGGAGACUGCGCGGAAAUUGAUCAUAGUAGAAGAACGGGACUCAUCGUUUGGGGUGAUCCAUGGCUCCAGUCGAGUUGGGAAGUAGAUCAGGAGUUUGCGAAGAAGUAUAAGGGUCUCUUUGAGGGGUGUGAAGAGUUGAUUCGCAGCACCAACUUUUGGCGAGAGAAAAGGGGUGAAUCACCGUUGGAUAUGAGGCAAUGA